CAGCAAGGUUCCAAUGACUCUGCGUGCUGUGGGCUCUUUUCAAAUAUGGAGAGGUUAUCUUUUUAAAGUAAUAUGUGGGAUUUAGGAGACCGGAACCGUGGCAUUUUUGUGUUGAUAAGUGUGCUGAGCGGAUGCGCUGUUUUAUACAAUGCCUGGGGUCCGAUUCUAGCCCUAACUGUGUCGAUAAUCGUUGUGAUAUACGUAUGUUACUCCCUGCUAACCAACGACAGCAUUCUAUCGCCGCAAGCGUUAUUUUUCCUCGAAUACGUGAGAGAGGGCGGCAGGGAAAUAUCCGCCAAUUUGAAUGUCGCAUCGUUCUACCUAUCGUCCACCCUCCGUAAGUUAUAUACUAUUUUAAACAGCCACUGCUGGACUUAUGUCGCGUCGAAAAUGAGCAGAUUUAGAAAAAAUUCAUCCUACCAAUUGAGCAACGACAAUCGCCAAGCCUCCAGGAGCUCGUCGAGGUUCGAUCUCACCACCAAUGCGCUCAGCCCCAUACCCAAAAAUAACUACCAAGAAAAUACCCCCUACAUUGAUCGUCUCGCCACUCGUCAACCCGGCGAUAACUACCCGUUGACAAAACUCACUUCAACGCCCCUUGAUCCCUGGUGCAAAGACACUGAGGCACCGUCCAACGGGGGCAUCGGACUCUUCACACCUGCUCGGCCCCUUCGUCGAGAAGCACAACCAACGUUUGGGCCGAGUCACUCGUCGAUGAUACAAAAUGAGACUGUCUUUAGCCCUGAGGGCUCUCCGUGGGGAACCAGCAUCAGCCCAAAAAUGCGAUCUAAAGCAGCUGGCAUCAAGACUGUACAAACCGUCGCUGGACCCUUACUUGCAUCCACAAGAUACAACAUCGACCCCAAAACAUACUCAGAUGUAACAUCUCCAGGACUAAGCACACGCUUGGCGAGGUACGCCACGGAAGCCAACAGUAAGCUGACGCAUCAGUCGCAGUACGCGACUGGCCAAUUUCCUAAAGUCAAUCUCAGCGUUAGUCCAUUGCCGUUAAUAAACAUGAAAAAUGCUAAGGUCAGAACUCCUGUGACUGUGCGGAUAGCUCCGCCUGAUACAAGCAGGUACUCGCCGCCUGAAAGGCAAAGAGUUAUCGCAGAUAUAUGCAAAGCGGAGAACAGAGGACCUCAGAGCGUUGUGCAAGUUCUUAGAGAAAUAUCACUUAAGAGGCACGCGUCGAGAGACGAUGUGAGCUUAGAUUUAGCAAAAAAACAGAGAACUGAAAGUAUAUACGAGGACAACCUGGAUGAUCUGGAAGAAAUGACGCAGAAAAGAAGCAGGGAAGAUUCGCCGAACAGUGAGGAAGAGGAGGAUUUACUCAGGAAUAAUCAGCUUAGGCCAGUCAAGAAAACUAAGACCCCCUCUUGCUACGAUGUUUUGAAUUCAUUGAGCUCGAGCAAUCAGUAUUCCUCCUCAGGAGUCAAGCGAAAAGCGAGUACUCUGGAUUUAUCCCGAAGUGGCACACCCGACAUAGAAAAACAUUUCAAACCCUCUGACACGAUUCAGGGGACCCCGAAAUUAUUGGUAACUGUAACUGAGCCUGAAACAGAGAAAAGAAAACCCCAAAGAGAUGAUCUGAAUUUAAAAUCUUCUCUGAAUAUGGAAGUUGAUUUAUCCAAGAAAUCACAAGAACAGUCCCCAAUACAAGUAAAAGGUAUUUUGAAAAAUGUAUCUACCAAAGAUACGAUCGAAGAUCAGAGCCAGGGUCAAUCAGAGGGUGCGGGCAAGAAGAUGGAGGAAAACACAGAAACUGAACCUACGAAGAACCUUUCUCCUGCAGUGAAUAAAUCGAUCAACUUCACUGAGAAAUUAUUUAUGAAAGCCGAACCACAAGCCAAUGAAAGAUUGAGAACGUUAAUUGAGGAACAGGGAAAUAUCAGGGCAAAAUUCACCACUGAUGAUGUUGACGAAAUCAAAAAAGAAGACAUUGUGAAUAUGAGGCAAACAAGUAUGAGAGCCAGACUGCAGAGCAUGUUUGAUGCUAUAUCUGGAAAAUCGGCCAAGAAGAUAAAUCCAGAUGUUAUUAUACAAGCUGACUCAAACAACGAGCCUUCUACCACCUCGGAUGCACCAUCGAGCUCAGCAACUCUGAGCUUGACAACUUCGACUACGGGAAUCACUACAACUCCAAUUACAACAUCUGCCGUAGUAUCAACAGCCGCUAACUCGAAAGUCGGCAAUACAACUAAGAUUAAAAACGUUACCUUCGAUUUGCCUAGUUCACAGCAACCGUUGAUCUUGAACAGCAGCUUGACAUCAACAAUCUCUUCAACUGGAUUCCAAGCGAAUACAACCGAGGCGCAAAGUCAGUCAGAAAUUCCAAAGUUGAAUUUUGGAACUGUUGCUACAACUACAACAAACACGACUGCAACUGAUCCCGCAAAAGUCUCUUCUCCAAAUAAUCAAAAUACAAGCACGAUGAGCACUCCUGCAUCUUCUGCAAUUACUUCAACCAUAGCUCCUCCUUCAUUUGCCGUUGGAACAACUUCUACACAAGGUUCAACCGUGUCGUCAGGAAUUCAGAGUGGCUCAAACUUGACAAGCAGUACAACCUUAGCAACAAAAGUCUUACCUCCGAGUAGCAUUGGCGUAUUUAGUUCAUCAAAUUAUACCAAUGUAACUCAGAGUACCAAUAUAAUGUUGGGAUCCGAACCACUAAUGACAUCUUUGUCACCGAGUACGGGGAAAUUUGUUCAUGAACCGAUCAAAUCAGUUGAUACUGUCAAGACGAACACUCAAACUCCAACCCCGAUGCCCAAUUUUUCGUUUGGUGCAACUAAGAUGACUCCUUCGUCAGCGUUUGGUGGAAAUAACCAAUUCUCAGCAAGUACGCAAAAUCAAGCAAACAUCAGUACUUCCACACCGGCCACAACAUCGGCUUUCGUGCCUAGUAUUGCUGCCCAAACGCAACAAUCUGCGACUAAAGUGACGUCAAUGGCAGGUAGUAUCACAGUGCCUGAGACAAAACCAGCUGUCUUUUCAUUUGAUGGUAAUAGUGCUAUGCCGCAAUCAACAAGCAGCGGGAGCUUCUUAUUUGCAGGUAAUACUAGCACCACCAUGAGCCAAGCUCCUACUUUUGGAAUCAUUACCAAUCAAAGUACCCUGACCUUUGGAAAUACAGCAACAACGACGCAAAAUCCACCAGCCUAUGGAAGCUCAGUCAAUUUCCAAAGUGUUCAGGCCCCCGGGGUCAGCGUCGCGAGCACUACUUCGCAAAAUGCCGCGACAUUUAGCAGCAAUCCACCAGCAUUUGGAAGUGUUGUGACAACUGCAGCUCAAAACGUACCGCCAUUUGGAACCGUAGCUUCAUCUGCUCCGCCGCCCGCCUACGGCAUUAAUACACCCACCACAAGUUCGACAUUCGCAUUUGGAAAUGCUGCAGCCCAAACUACCGCUGCGUCUGCAUUCAGUACAAACGUUAAAUCUACUACCCCUUCCACGGCCUCCACGUUAGGUAAAAAUCCAACAUUCUCCUUUGGCUCGACGUCAGCACCUAGCACUAAACCUGGCUUCUCAUUCAGCGCAAACGCUGCACCAACCACCACUUCUAGUGAGGCUGUGACUGCUGGUAAUACUGUUCGAGUACCUGCCUACACAAUUCCCAAUAGCAGAUGUGCACCAUUAUUUGGCGCUCCUGCGACUACCGCGCCUCCAGUUUUUGGAGCACCUUCAAGCACUGCACCACCAGCAUUCGGCGGAACCUCUAGUACGACAAUGACUGCAUUUGGUGCCACAGCAAAUACAACUACACCGUUGUUCGGUUCACCAGCCACGACAACAUCGGGAAUGUUUAACACUGGUGCAAAUCAGUCAACCUUUGGUACCGUAUCAAAUUCUGCUGCUACGCCCUCAGCGUUUAGCGUACCGAAGACAACAGCACCGCCAGCUUUCGGCUCCCACACAACUGAUACUGGGUUUAAUUAUGGGGGGAAAGCUGUUCAGUUUACGGGUACAGGCCUGACCACCACACCCAGCACUGCAGCAGCUACUGGUUCCGCCGUGACAUCCACAGCGACUUCAGCAUUCGGCGCAAACACUGAGCAAAAAAAUAUUUUUGGCCAAGCAAAGUCACCGCCAAGUUUUGCCGCCAGUACAUCGCAAACUUUUGGUAAUAGCGGAACUCCUAGCUUUGGAACAUCGAACACCUCGUUUGGCGGAGCUGCCAAUACGGCAUCUGGAAACAAUUCUGUGUUUGGUGCUCAGACUUCGAUGGCACCAGCUUUUGGAACGCAAACUCCAGCAGUGAAGCAAACUUCCCAAGCUCCUCCCCCCGCAUUCGGGUCAGUCAAUACAAGCUUUGGAGCGAGUGCAACGCCUUCUACUGGGUUCGGAUCCUCAGCAGCUACGUUUGGAACACAGAAUACCACUACACCGAAUUUCGGUGCUGGCACUGCGAGUUCCGGCUCUACUUUUGGCACCAAUGUCCCGACUCCGUUUGGACAAGGCCAAAAACCCCCUCCAGCCUUUGGAACCCAAAAUUCAACUACGCCGAGUUUCGGCUCAACCAAUAACAACACAAGCGGAGGUUUUGGCUUCAACUCCAGCCAACAGCAAACGCAACAAAAUUCCAGCUUUUCAUUCAGUGGUAACGCCACUGCGAACAGCACGAUGGCUGCUGCACCAUUCCAGUUCGGUGGUGCACCAGCUAAAACAGAUGGCUUCAAUUUUAAUGCGCCAACUACUGUUCCCAACUUGAGUUUUGGUGCCAAUGCUUCAUCUUCUUUCGGUGGACCGACACAAGGAUCGAACAUGUUCGGAGCAGCAACGCCAGCUGUUCCAGCUAGUGGAAUGUUUAGUAUUGGGGCUGGUUCUACAGCUCCAAGAUCUCGAUCGAACAGGACGCGGAGUAGGAGAUAGUGGAGAAUGUAAUUUUAAUUCACCAUUAUCGAAAUGUAUAAUUGAGUAAGGACUAGUUAGAUGAAAGGAUAAGAAAUUUACUUUUGGUUGUUUGAUAUUAAUCGACCAGACUAAUGAUUUCUAGGAUGAUUUCUAAAUUUUAUAAAAUCUGGAGAAAGUCCAAUGGUUCAAUUCACAUGUUACAUGUAAGCUCUUUAUUGCCCUGACGCUUUUAAUUGCGGGAGGAUGGUAUUGUAACGGUAACGAGAACGUAUAAUAAUAAAUUUACAGGGCGCACCAAAUGGGUUUCAGAUUUUACUCACCUCAACUUUUCCUGUGAUCGUAACUUGUAAUAUAUAAUAUAACUAUUACAAUUACCAUUACCCAAAUCGUUACUUGAUACUGAUAACGAACCAAUUAUUUCAUAAUACCGACAAAUUACAUUUCACCCUUUUUCAACUUGUACAGAUCAAAUAUGGAGCGGGUUAAAAUUGUAUUGAUGAUAAAACCAGAGUCCUGUCUAAAGUCACGACAUUUUCAGCCUCCGUUGAUGACUCAUAACAGCUGGUGUCAAAUACUGAUGACCCCUGCAAUUUGAUUAAUUUAUCUGAUCAACCAAUGAUAAGUUUUUAAUAUUUCUUAGUUCGUAUUUUUUGCACUUAGUGCCUCUAUUGUUAAUAAGAAUACCUUUCGAUUAGUUUGUAUAAACCGUAUUUAUAUACUUUUCAGUUUUGAAAAAAAAAAAUUGCGGGAACGGAUAGAAAAUAAUAAUAACAAUAAUAAUAACAAUAAUAAUAAUGCCAAGCCUUGUAAAUUAUAUAUUAGUAUAACUUUAUUAAAUAUCAUUAAUUGGUUUUAUAUUCGAUCAACCGUGCUUGCCGGAUUACUUUCAAGGGCAUUAAAUAAUCGUUGUUUAAUCAAGUGUUUGCCAUUUUUUAACUGCCGAACUAAAAUUCCGCGCAAAAUGAUAUCGUUGAAAUAACAAGCGAUUGGAUCUAACCAGGUAAAAUCAUGUUUAAAAUUGUUAUUUUUUUUUUUCCUCUCUAUUUCGACUACUGAGCUUAAUAUUGUAAUAAUUUCUUCGUGUAUAGUAAGUAUCUGUGAGCGGAAAAAAGCCAGUCUUAU
Messenger RNA from Diprion similis, 5976 nucleotides. RefSeq names its product nuclear pore complex protein DDB_G0274915-like. Lineage: Eukaryota; Metazoa; Arthropoda; Insecta; Hymenoptera; Diprionidae. Bases 73 to 4872 code for a protein of 1599 amino acids. The transcript is spliced from 5 exons. The record is from RefSeq and is a predicted model, not a curated record.